Messenger RNA from Mangifera indica (mango), 1508 nucleotides. RefSeq names its product protein FLX-like 1. Bases 240 to 1187 code for a protein of 315 amino acids. The transcript is spliced from 5 exons. Lineage: Eukaryota; Viridiplantae; Streptophyta; Magnoliopsida; Sapindales; Anacardiaceae. The record is from RefSeq and is a predicted model, not a curated record.
UUACCCCUUCAAAUAUCUUCACUUUGGGUGCCCAGUAAUUUGUUUGGCAGCCUACGAAAUUCCAAUCUUUCUCAUUAUUUUUCCCGAGAAAAUUCAGAUAUUUAUUUCCCGUGAUUAAGAUUCAUCUCGCUUCAGAUUCCCUCCCUUGUUAAUGGUUUCUGAAGUGAAGGGAGGAUAUUGCUAUAUAUGUUAUUGAAAAUUUGAGCUUUUUAGUGUUAUAAUAUCCAAAGAAAGACUAAAUGGCCGGAAGAAACCGUGGGCCGCCUCUUCCGAUGAAAGGUGCUCCUCAUGUGGGGCUGCCACCUACAGUCCAUGAAGCCGCAUUAGGGAGGGGCCUGGGGCCAAUGACGCCCCAUCCGGCAUUGCUGGAGGAAAUGAGAGAAUCCCAAUUCGGCAUGGGUCCUAGAGCUCUCCCACCCCAUCCAGUGAUCAUUGAGGAGCGCCUUGCUGUUCAGCAUCAAGAUAUUCAAAGUCUUUUAGCUGAUAACCAGCGGUUAGCUGCUACUCAUGUUGCACUAAAGCAGGAAUUGGAAGUUGCACAGCAUGAGUUGCAGCGGAUGGCGCAUUUUGCUGAAUCUUUGCGGGCAGAUAAGGAUGUUCAAAUGAGGGAAGUGUAUGACAAGUCGGUUCACUUGGAGGUUGAUCUUCGAGCAGCAGAGGCAAUGCGGGGUGAGCUUCAUAAGGUUCAGGCUGAUAUUAAGGAGCUUACUGCUGUGAGACAGGAACUGACAGGCCAAGUUCAAGUAAUGAGUCAAGAUUUGGCUAGGGUUACGGCAGAUUUGCAACAGGUACCAGCUCUGAAGGCAGAAAUUGAGAACAUGAAACAGGAACUACAACGUGCAAGAGCUGCUAUUGAGUAUGAGAAGAAAGGAUAUGCAGAGAACUAUGAACAUGGCCAGGUGAUGGAGAAGAAAUUGAUUUCAAUGGCUCGGGAGUUGGAGAAGCUCCGAGCAGAGAUUGCUAACACUGAGAAGAGAGCACGUGCAGCUGCUGCUGUUGGAAACUCUGCAGGUGCCAGUUAUAAUGCUAGUUAUGGCACUCCUGAAGCUGGGUAUACUGUAAAUCCUUACCCUGCUAGCUAUGGCAUGAAUCCAGCUGGUGCAGAAACUUAUCCUCAUUAUGGACCUGGACCUGGACCUGGAUCUUGGGGUGCAUAUGAUUUGCAGCGAGCCCAAGGACACAGAUAGAUUGGUCAUCAGAUUGUGCUAAAAUUAUCUUACCUGGUAUCUCAGGCUGCAACUUAUUAGGGAUAUAAUUAGCUCAAACUGUUGUAACAUGAUUCAUGAUAGAUAUUUUGGAGAUAUGUUCUUCUGUUUGAGUUUUUGAAGUUGCACUUAAAUAUUGGUCUCAUCAUUGCAUUGAGGAGCCAGAGCCUAUUGCUAGUUGAUAUCUUUUUUGGCAAAUAUAUUCAACAGCUUCUGUAUAUUUAUUGCAUUUCAGUUUGAUUGAUGUACGCAUGUUCUUUUUGGCUUUAAUUAGCUGUUUUCAUGGAACUUGCUUUUGUUUCA